AUGAGGUCAAAGAGCACAAAUUUGAGCCAAAUUACACUACAUGGAAAUGAAAAGCCGAUCCCAAAAACAAUUAAUCUGAAUCAAAUGCAUUUUCACCAGUUUAAACAUUUGAAUUAUACAGGGAAUUUGGACAUGACGCCUUAUAAAGAUAUUAGUCAGUUUUAUUGCCGUGAUAUAUACGGUCAUAUCUCUGUUCCUGCAUGGCCAUAUACUACCCCGAAGCCAGCAUUGAGCCAAAAGAGCGUUAAAGAAAUGCCAAUUCAGUUAGUCGCUAGUAAAGCUGAGCAAACGGUUUCACUGUUUCAGUCUAAUAGGAAAAUAAGCUUACCUAGCAUUAAGUCAAAAGGAUCGUUAUUUAAGGAUUCGUUUAAUAUCGAAAAUAAGGAUAUCGAAAGAUCUCUUUAUUUUUCAAGAAAGCCAAGAUAUACGGAUUUUCAGCCUUAUAAUUUGGAAGAUUUCAAAAAAAUAAAUCCAAAAAAUUACCUAAUGCUUGGUGGCCUUGGACCAGUAAAUGUUGGCCGAGAUGAAUGGGUGAAAAACACUAAAAAGGCAAAACUUGUAAAAGAUUAUAGCAAAUCUGUUAGAGAUCUAAAUAUAAAAUUCGAAGCUGAUAAUAUAUCAAAUUAA
Blepharisma stoltei is the source of this 627-nucleotide messenger RNA. The record is from the annotation of a GenBank genome assembly. NCBI's taxonomy places the organism in Eukaryota, Ciliophora, Heterotrichea, Heterotrichida, Blepharismidae.